Messenger RNA from Parascedosporium putredinis, 678 nucleotides. The record is from the annotation of a GenBank genome assembly. NCBI's taxonomy places the organism in Eukaryota, Fungi, Ascomycota, Sordariomycetes, Microascales, Microascaceae.
AUGGAUAUCCGAGUCCUCCAGCCCUCCGACUUGCCCCUCAUACAACAUGCAAAUCUCGAGAACCUACCCGAGAAUUACUUCCUCAAGUACUACCUCUACCAUGCUCUUUCUUGGCCUCAACUGAGCUUCGUUGCCGUCGACGUCUCCCGUCCCAAGAAGACGCCCUACGACUACCCCAAAAUCGUCGGCUAUGUGCUCGCUAAGAUGGAGGAGGAGCCCACCGACGGCGUUCAGCACGGUCAUAUUACCAGUCUGUCCGUUAUGAGGACGCAUAGGAGGCUAGGCAUUGCCGAGAAGCUCAUGCGCCAGAGCCAGCUUGCGAUGGUGGAAACCUUUGGCGCCCAGUACGUCAGCCUCCACGUUCGUGUUUCUAACCAGGCGGCCAUACGCCUCUACCGCGAUACCCUCGGCUUCCUGACCGAGAAGACUGAGGCCAAGUACUAUGCCGACGGCGAGGAUGCGUUCUGCAUGAAGCGCGAAUUCUCCGACAUCCGCGAGCAAAUCGACGAAGCCCGCAAUAAGGAAGAAGGGGAGAGCGCCGACACGACCGAGCACCAGGACGAGGGCGAGCCUGUUGGCGACGUGGGCAAGGCGGCCGACAAGAAGAGGAAGGUCAAGGUUGGCCGGGCGUUGGGCGUCGGUGAACUGGUGGAAAGAGACGAGACGCACAAGAGCUGA